Messenger RNA from Desarmillaria tabescens, 6263 nucleotides. Its product is annotated as rho GTPase activating protein 22. Gene Ontology annotation, cellular component: cytoplasm. Lineage: Eukaryota; Fungi; Basidiomycota; Agaricomycetes; Agaricales; Physalacriaceae. The coding region runs from base 108 to 5960 and encodes 1950 amino acids. Gene Ontology annotation, biological process: small GTPase-mediated signal transduction; regulation of GTPase activity. The record is from RefSeq and is a predicted model, not a curated record. The transcript is spliced from 11 exons. Gene Ontology annotation, molecular function: guanyl-nucleotide exchange factor activity.
ACCCUCCAAGCUCGCCGUCUACCCCCAUCGCAUCCUCUACCGGUCUCGGCGACCUGCGGGCUAUCUCCCGAAAAGCAUGGUCGCGAUCUGCUGACGACUUGGGGAGCAUGUCUGCUGUCGUCGAGUCUCCUGUCAGCGCCGUAUUUCAGGACAAAGUCGCCCAGUACCGCAACAGAAGCAGCAGCGGCAGCGGCAAGACCGAGCAACAGCAGCACGUCGCGAACAGUCAGACGGGACGUCAACCUUUCCCUACCAUCAUCACCAGUAUUCCGCCGGAACAAUCACCUUCCAGCGCCCCCAUUCUGCCACCCGUAACAAUUUCUGUUUCCGCGCCUAAUAGUGAAGAAUCUACCGCUCCUUCCAGACAAACCCCUCCUUCACACGUCCACACGCGCUCUCAUUCCUUCACACCUAAAUUAUCAUCUAAAUUGGCUUCUCCUAGAUUUCCUCCCAGUCCGAAACGUAAAGGUUCGGGCGAGCUCGACGGCAAGGGAGCAUUUCCUUUUGGUUUUGGGGCCCACUCGAGGCCAAUACAACCAGAACCCGGACCUUCCUCGGCACCUGGCACCACUGUGUCGCGUUCGACUGCACUUUUAUCCCCUAACACCACUGUUGAAUCCGAAACCGACGACAAUGCCGAAGCUGAGGUUACCAAACGGGCUUCGCAGAUUGUGUACCACAAGGGGCUAAUAAAUCGCCUCGCGGAUGUACCGCACAACCUCCAGAAUUCACACGUGGCAUUGUCCAAGGGAUGGAAACCAUUCAAGCUCGAGCUGAAGGGCUCCAAACUGUACUUUUAUAAGCCUCCGGGUGAUAGAAGCACCGCCAUUAAGGAUCUUUUUCCGACGGUGUUGGUACCGCCAAGUCAAGAAGAGUUGGCGGAGUUGGAACUCGAAGGCAAGGAAAGUGGGCUAGACACCGGCGGAAAGGAACGUUUGCGUAAAGCUGACGGCGGGCUCCCCCGGAAGAAGAGGGCAUACUGGGGAAGGAGAACGCAUCCUGACCUCUCGCUCGAUGACAGUGGAACCAUUCAGAAGGGAACCUUCGAGGCACUAGUCCACGAAUGCGUCUUUGGUACCACCUUCUUUGCCAGUGACGCCUCCGCCGAGCAGGAGAAAUGGAAGGAUUUUGCUUCAGCCAAUCUUCUCUGUCUCCCAGUGCUCGCUGGUCAAGCGAAGUAUGAAGCCGAGUUCUUGCGGUGUACUGAGUACCUUAUAUCUGGGGCGGAGGAUGAUGCGAAGGAAGGUUUACGUUCGAGAGUCGAAUGGUUGGCUGGCGAGUAUUUGAGGUACCACGGAACGCCCGCAGACUUUUCUGCUUGGGAAGAAUGGAGAGCCGAAACCAUUCCAGGGGCAUCUUCUGCUGUAGUAAAACCGACAUCUGGUACUCUUACCACUUCGACCUCAAUGCAGGCUCUCUACGUCCCCUCUCCUGUCGGAUCCCCAAAUCCUGUUCAUUCCCCCAGUAUGCCGAACGUUGCUUCCCCCAAUUUAGGCACCUUCUCUCCGAGGCCUGAUGAGCCAUCGAAGCUACCUUCAUUAAUGGAUCUAUUGACUACAUAUGACUCUCCCCCGUCACCCGUCCCAUCAUGGAAAGGAACACCGACUGAUAUCAGAACAUUAGAAAAUCAGACCUUACAUCCACCUUUUUCCCCGAAAACGCCACCGCAAGCGUCUUGGGCUACUGCUCUUGAUCGGGAAGGACUAUCACGCGAUGUUUUAUUAUCUCUCGACCCGCAGCUCACAGCACGCACUCUCACUCUGUUUCAUCGUAGUGCCCUCCAGAGCGCCCCGCUGAACUUGACUGCAGACUAUAUUCUCGGGUACGAUGGCCUAUCCUCAGCGUCGAAGGCAUCAGAAACAUAUUUUGGCGCACUGUUCGGCAGCGACGACCGCCCACAUUGGCUCACAAAGCUGUUGCUGAUGCAGAUCCUGGGAGCGGAUACGUCCAGUGGUUACGUGGGCUCACCUCGUCUAUCUUCUCCCAAUCGCAAGUCAGAGGAGCGUACAUCGCGUACACAUUCUCGCUCAGAGUUAAUUUCCGUGUGGGUUCGGGUAGCAGAGAUCUGCAGGGUGAGUGGUGAUGCAUGCACGUGGGAAGCCAUCAAGGCUGCCGUUUGCUGUGCACCUGUCGCACGACUAGAGAAGGUGUGGAAGAGGGUGGAAGCAUCGGCGGUUGCUGCUGUCGAAGCGUGGGUGUAUCCGGAUGACGACGGUGCGUUUAUUGGUGUGCAAGAACCAAAGACGACGCCAUGGGGAGGGGAUUUGAGGACUCGGGUGAAGACGCAGAUGGACAAGGUGAAGGAUGAGGGAGCCGAUGAGACACUGAAGACUCAGCCGAUGGAGACGAUUCGCAAGUGGUUUGAGACAUAUAGAACUGCGUUUUCGCUAUGUCCGAGGAAGAUAGUUCUGUCAGACGACGAAGUCAGUGAAGAUGUCAAGAAGCUGGUGACAUACUGGCGCGAGAUGUUCAUGGAGGGUGGUGGUGGAGGUGGUCUCGGCGUCAAGUUCGCUCGAAUCGACCAAUUCAUGUCGCUUUCGCUAGCGGCGGAACCUCGACGAAAAGGCUUGUUCGAGCCUCACUUUUGGUCCCGACCUCCUUCGAAUUAUCCUCCAAAUGUGUCUUUAUUGCCCCUGGUUUUCCCCGAACCCCUUCCCACGGUAUGCCUUGUUGACCGGAGCCUUGCAUUACGCGGACGGAUAGAUAGUGAUGCGGCAACAGAUAUCCACGCUGUCCGUGCUGUCGAUGGACGUAUACGGCAGGAAGAACGUCGAGUACGACCGUUCGAUCCAACAGCCGGCGUACUCGCUUCAUUAAGCCUUGGAGGUACAGUAAUCCCGGUGCACAACGGAGAUCUCCUUCUCGUUGUCCAAGGUGGUAAUGAUUCUGUACCGAGCUCUCGUCGCUCUUCUCGCGCACCUUCACGACCGCCGAGUUCCAGUAUCGCCGACCUCUCUGAGAAGCCUCCAGGUCGUACAUCGUCAAUACGAGUUAAGCCGGGGUCUUCACAGGUUCUAGACCGUAAAAGCAGUAUGGCACGACGAAGUUCGCUCCCAGCACUCUCCAACCGGCCGACUUAUGUGACGUCAGAAACAUCAACAGACCGGCCAUUGCGAGCUCUUGUACAGGCGGGAACACUGAACAAUCUUGUCGAUAUUUUGGUUCAUGGACUCAAGAAUAUAUGCGUUUCUGUUGCCGAUGAUAACGGCGAGAUGUCUUUACGCGAAGGCACUCGGGAGCUUGUAGUUGACCGAAAGGAGUUUUCUAAAGUGUGGUGGAACGUGUUUCGUAGCUUUGUGACCCCUUUAGUGUUCUUCGAAAUGUACAUUAAGGCCCAGCCUCGAAGUUCACCACCACGAUUAUCCGAGUAUUUGUCAAAAGCGAAUGUUCGCGCAGAGGUGCUCGAGACAAUGCUGGAGUGGGUUACUGGGGGAGGUGGCGCCCAGGAUGUUUUGGAUGACCCGCAGUUGCUGCAAAGCCUGCAAUCUUUUUUGGACAGUCCUGAUGAUCACGUUUUUCGUGUUCCCUUGGACCUUGAAGGAGAGGCUAGUCUAAACCAGUCCAUGUCGUCAUUACGUGAGAUGAGGCAAUCUCUUCGCCGUAAUUUCCGAAGUCAGUCGAUGCGCCCUUCGUCACGAGCUUCCUCAUCAUCGACUAUCAUCCCAUCACCAAGCGUUGCUCGUGUGCGGAAUAUGAGCGCCAGAGAAUGCCCUGAUAUUGAUCGAAUAAAUGCUGAGGAGCUCGUGGACAUUCUUGACGGCAUGGCCUGUGCGACAUUUAGCAAUGUUACGGAAGAGGACCUUUACAUCACGUCCGACUUAUUGGAAGUUCAAAGCGCUGACCGAACGGGCUGGUUUUCAUCUAAAGAAGGGCCAACCACCGAAGAUAAUAUUGAAAUUCAGACCAUUUAUUCUCACAUCCAAGACGUCGAACCCUCACUUCUGAUCUCGGAACUUGGGCAAGAUUCCUUAUAUCGACUUCUUCCUCCCGGCGUUCGCAGUUGUAUCAGGGCGUACGCCAUCUUACGCAAAUGGCUGAUAUCAAAGAUUGUGGCGCCACGAUUGGGACUACAAGCUCGACAAGCCCGCAUGGAGCUGCUACUCCGGACCAUUGAAAUCAGCCGUAUACGGAAUACAGAGAAGAGUACGAAAUCAAGGCUGAUUGACCAACCCUGUGUUCGUUCAUUCGUUGAAGCUGUGGUGUCUGCCGCAGUAAUGAGCGUUGAGAGUCGAAUGCACUAUAGAGCCUGGCAAAACGUGGCAGCAAGCCGCAGUACGCAAUGUGAUUCUCUGUCAUCGCUACUGUCACGGUCAUCUAGCCAGUCUGUUGGGUCAAGGGAUGCAUUAACAGUUGAUAUGGGUUGGGUCAUAGAACGGCUUCUUGACGUUAUAUCGACACCUGAUGUAGUAGAGCCAAGCCAAGACGGUCAGAGCCUCGUCAACUUUGAUAAACGCAGGCACUUGUGCAAUCUGAUCGCCAACACACCGCCACUUCACUCGUCCCGGCAACGUGGCGAUAUAGCGCGUCGCGGCUUUGAACGUUUGAAUAACAUCGAGCGUGAAGUCAUGGCCCUGCAAUUUGAUCAUCGGGGGAUAAGGGAAGAAGGCCAGCGCGAGGGUUUACAUGGGAACGCCAAUGGUCCGCCAUCAACUAGGAGGCUGUCUCGUCCAUUUCAACGUAUAGUAGCUGUUCAGUUGGAAAAAGCCAGACGUGAUCGCAAUGGGCGGAAUAGGCUUCAAAAGGAGAAACUUCUAGAGCAGUCAAGGAACGAGAAGCGCGAAGACAUGCUCAAUAAAGCCAUGCGACCACGAAAGCGACCAGGCACUCCGACGAAACAACAUCGUAACAAGAAAAGCAUGUCUGCGUUUUUGCACUUCAUGCGGCCAAUCUCCAGUGCCUUUGGCAGCGAACCUACGCACGGUCCCGAGUUGAAACGCACAGUCUCCGAGCUCAACUUCACCCCCACUGGGAAACCGGCUUUGGUGCUCAGCUUGGUCGACGCCCGCGUGGUCGAGUUCAUCAACAACGAGCGCUCGUAUAUGUUCCAGGUCAAUACUGAAGACGGAGGCCAUUAUCUGUUGCAGGCGAUGAACAAGCGGGAUAUGAACAAGUGGUUGGAGACUAUCAACCGGGUGACGAAAAUGGCGGCUAAACGUCGACUUACGUACAUCGGCAGUUCGCCCAAGCCCGAAUUGUCCGAUCUCAGGGCUGGAUCUUCAGCACCGUCAAGAGACCCUAAUGCUGUCUUUGGCGUUGACCCCCAAAUCCUGCUAGAGCGAGAGGCUCAAGGAGGAGACGUUCCCUAUGGCGCUCUGCCAAAAGUCAUUGAGCAAUGUCUGUCAGAGAUUGAAAGCCGUGGUUUGACUGAAGUUGGCAUUUAUCGCAUUGCUGGUGCCACCUCUGAGAUCAACAGUCUCCGAGACGCUUACAAUCGAGGCCAAAGUCCGAUUACAAGUACGACGGAUAUUCAUGCUGUGUGUGAUCUUGUGAAGUCCUGGUUUCGGCUGCUUCCAGAACCCGUCUUUCCUGCUGCAUCUUACUUCGAGAUCAUUGAAGCGACAAAGCUCGAAGAUCUGGACGCUCGACUCUCAGCGAUACAACGUAUCGUUCAGAGCCUGCCACAAGCAAACUUUGACCUUUUAAAACGUGUUUCAGAGCACCUCGACAAAGUCACUGAUUUUGAAGAAUACAACCAAAUGACGGCGGAAGCACUAUCCAUCGUUUUCAGCCCCAAUCUGCUGCGACCUCCAAAAAACGACUUCACGAUGCUUCUGGCUAACAUGGGCCAUACUAAUAAACUCGUUAAAGCGAUUAUUACACAUUUCCAUGCCAUCUUCGACGAGGCUGACCCAGACGCAGAAGCCGACCCGGAUGAUGAGGAAAUCGAUUCUCCGAUCUUGGAGGAAGAAGAGGAAGAUGAUGCCAUGCCGUUUAAUCCGGUCCCAGAACCCACACCCUGACUUACCGACCACGACACUAUGCUGUUCAUUCAUCGUCACCAUCCUUGUACCAUGCUGCGUCACACAUUUUACUCCUGGGACUUCGGACUCGGAAUCAUCAUAAAACUUUCAGGACUACUUAUUUGGACGUUUGGCAUCCUUAAUACGCAUUUUUAUCUCUUAUGCAUGUUUUAUUAGAAGGUAAAAGUAUCCUGUACACUGGCACCAAUUUUGAGGUUCAUUUAGGUCUUGACACGUUUACCAUAUGCGAACGUAUUACUGCGUAUAAUUGAUGUGUAUAUGUUAGAUUGUAACUAUCAAGAC